Messenger RNA from Melampsora larici-populina 98AG31, 2050 nucleotides. RefSeq lists its product as uncharacterized. Gene Ontology annotation, biological process: inositol biosynthetic process; phospholipid biosynthetic process. The transcript has 9 exons. Lineage: Eukaryota; Fungi; Basidiomycota; Pucciniomycetes; Pucciniales; Melampsoraceae. Gene Ontology annotation, molecular function: inositol-3-phosphate synthase activity. Bases 116 to 1837 code for a protein of 573 amino acids. Gene Ontology annotation, cellular component: cytoplasm. The record is from RefSeq and is a predicted model, not a curated record.
CAGUUCCCACAACAGACACAACUCGGGCCGCAAACUUUGUGCACCGGGUCUAGACAGACAAACAUCCUAAUUACUUCACAUUUCAUCAAACUUUCAACUUCAAACCAAUCUUACCAUGACUUCAUCAAUCUCUCACACCAACGGGCACUCCGCCGCAACCCAUCAAAACGGUAACGGUGCUGAACACACCUCUGCUGCUAUUCCGAUAGUCGAUCCUACUGCGAUGAGACGCCCAGUCGACUCGGUCAAUGUUAAAAGCGAGCACACAAAUUAUUCUGAUUCUCACAUAUAUUCAACUUAUGAGCACCAAAAUGCCCAUGUCACCCGUACCGCUGAUGGCAAGUACGAAGUUACUCCCAUGAAGGAGACGAUCGAGUUCAAGACCGAACGGAAGGUGCCUAAAACUGGUCUGAUGCUUGUCGGAUGGGGCGGUAAUAAUGGAACUACCCUCACUGCUACCUGGCUUGCCAACAAGCACAACAUCAGCUGGCAUACCCGUGAGGGCGUACAAACCCCGAACUACAUUGGUAGUCUGGUCCGAGCCUCUACUUUGAGACUCGGUGUUGAUGCCGAAACCGGUAAAGAUGUCCAUAUCCCAAUGUGCGAUAUGCUCCCAAUGGUACAUCCCAACGACUUAGUCAUUGGUGGCUGGGACAUCAGCGGAAUGCCAAUGGACCAAGCUAUGAGACGUGCCAAGGUGAUGGAGUGGGACUUACAACAACAACUCCAACCUCUUAUGAGUCAGAUGGUCCCAUUGCCCUCCAUCUAUUACCCUGAUUUUAUCAACGCCAACCAAGAAGACCGAGCUGAUAACGUGCUACCAGGUGAUAACAAACAAGCUCAUCUAGAUAAAAUUCGUAGCGACAUUCGAGAAUUCAAGACUGCUAAUGAUCUCGACAAGGUCAUUGUCCUCUGGACUGCCAAUACCGAACGAUACUCGGAAUUAAUUCCGGGUGUCAACGACACCGCCAGCAACUUGGAGCAAGCGGUGGCACAAAACCAUGACGAAGUUUCUCCCUCGACCGUCUUUGCGAUGGCUUGUAUCUAUGAAGGCGUGCCUUACAUCAAUGGUGCCCCUCAAAAUACGUUUGUGCCGGGUUGUAUGGAGUUGGCGGAGCAGUAUGGUGGCUUUAUUGGUGGUGACGACUUCAAGUCUGGUCAGACGAAGAUCAAGAGUUGCCUAGCAGAAUUCUUGGUGAACAGUGGGAUCAAGCCUCUCAGCAUUGCUUCGUACAACCAUCUGGGUAACAACGACGGCAGAAACUUGAAUGCUCAGAAGACUUUCCGCAGUAAGGAGAUCAGUAAAAGUAGUGUGGUGGAUGAUAUGGUGGAAGCCAACCACUUGCUUUACAAACCGCUACUCGAAGCACCCAAGGGUGAAAAGAUGAUCGAGGGUGGAAAGCAAGGUCGCAAGACCGAACACCCGGACCAUUGUGUGGUCAUUAAAUAUAUGCCUGCCGUCGGAGAUGAUAAAGUAGCCCUCGAUGAGUAUUAUAGUGAGCUAGCAAUGGGUGGGCGCAACAAGCUUGUGAUCUCGAACACUUGCCAAGACUCGUUACUUGCUAUUCCACUGAUCUUUGAUCUCGUCAUUCUUACUGAACUUUUAACCCGAGUUCAAUGUCGUAAGCAAAAGACUGAGGGUGAAUCGAAAUAUGAAAACGUUUACUGCGUUUUGUCUUUGUUAAGCUCAAUGCUCAAGGCUCCAUUAGUAAAGCCCGGAACGGAUGUGGUUAAUGGGGCAGCCAGACAAAGAGCUGCUAUUGAUCAUUUCUUGAGAGCCUUGAUUGGAUUACCAGCCUUAACGGAAUGGGAGCAAUCCAAGGUGUUGAUCUCUUGAUUGUUUCCUUUGAUAGUUUUUCUUUUUUAUACAUCACAGAAACAAAACUUGUUCUGUUGUGAGCGUUCAGUGUCUCUGUUGUUCACAAGCUACCUGUGAUGAUCACUUUUUCUAUCCGUGCUAUCAACUUUUUUUAUCCCGUCUUUUCGUGUAGUUUUGAUGCAUUAUGAUUAAUGUUAACAAAGCAAAUGAAACCUCAAACCUGCCCCAUGC